Exophiala xenobiotica is the source of this 2058-nucleotide messenger RNA. RefSeq lists its product as uncharacterized. NCBI's taxonomy places the organism in Eukaryota, Fungi, Ascomycota, Eurotiomycetes, Chaetothyriales, Herpotrichiellaceae. Bases 11 to 802 code for a protein of 263 amino acids. The record is from RefSeq and is a predicted model, not a curated record. The transcript is spliced from 2 exons.
GGCGCGACAGAUGGUGUGCGCAUCACAGGCCCUGCGCGACGUGCGCAACCUGCGACCUCAAGCUGACCCCCAGGGGUCGCGCUCUUUCUUGCCUGAGCUCCUUUUUUCUUGUUUUCUAUCUUCAAUCAGUCUAUUUCAGUUUCUUUAUUCCUUUCAUCUUGAUCGCAUAGCUAUUGCGAUCCAUUUGUCUCUUACGAUCUCAGUUCAGCUUCCAAACGCUUUAGUUGUAUCAACCUACCAGCCAGUCCUCGCUGACGUCACCAUGCCUUCUGACGAACCCGAGAAAGGAGACAAAGUCUCAUGGAAUUGGGGAGGCGGCGCGCCCGGCGGCACCGUCGCCGAGAAGAAAACCGAAGGGGAAGUCUCCAUCACUUCUAAGAAGGGAAACAAAGUCAAGAAAAACGCCGAACCGGACAACCCUGCCGUCAGGAUCGAGCGAUCAGGAAACGACGUCGUCAAGAAAGCCUCUGAGCUAAACGUUGAAGAGAAAGCCAACGGCUCCGGGGACAAGAGAAAACGCGACGAAGCCGAGGAAAACGGAGACAAGAAUGAUGAUGAGUCUGAGAAGAAAAACGACGGUUUGAAGGAGAAUGCCGAGGGCAAGACUGUCCGGUCCGCCGGCAAGACCGACAAGGCCAAGCCUGCUGCUAAGAAGCAGAAGAAAGACGAGCCAGCCGUGACCGAGAAGAAGAAACCUGGUCGACCCAAGACAUCGGAAGGCGCGCCCGCGAAGGCGAAGAAACAGCCAACGCCUCGUUCCACCGAGGGCAUUGGCUCGAGGACAAGGAGUCAAAGAACAUGAUUUCGGAUGAGCUGCACAUAGGAGGUCAUGUCACAUCGUAGUCCAAGGGCCGAACAAGGCAGUAAUGCUACAGCGUCCGCCGGAUUUCCCGUGCCAGCAUGCUCUGCUAUCUCUCGAUUUGACGCCUCGAAGCACUCCAUUUCUCAUCUCUCUACCUCACGACAGCGCCUGCCCGAUCUCCAUUCGCGCACCCUCUACUCCCUCGCACUUUCACAUAUACACGCGCACUACCACUCUCUCGAUCUCGUCUUCUUGACUCUUCUGUCGACCGCCCAUACGUUGACCUCCUUUGCGCCGCUGUCCUGCUCCCACCAGAACCACCCGCUCUGCACGGCGUCCACCAGCUCCGCGAUUCCGUGUUCGCCGUAAUGGUAAUACACGACCGCCUCGUCUUCAAUGCGCUCCAAUAGCCCCCUGUCAUCGCGCCUUGCGCCACACCAGGGCCAGCCUGAUAGGCCUAACACGCCGUCUAAGCCGGCCCGUCGUGUCUCCUGAGCAAAGGCGUCGAGGAAAUUCAGUACGUCGACUGAGCUGGGUCCUCCGGGGUUUACCUCGCGAGGUUGGCUGGAUUCCUGCCGCACUUCGAAUUCGUACGCCAUGUAGGCCACUCCACCCUCUUUGGCGGCUUCUGUGAUCAGGAGCUUGCGGCGCAAGUUCUGUGAAAAGGGAUCAGGGCCCUCAUCUGCGUCGUACGGGUCGGUGUCGCAUACUAUGGCUGCAUCCGCGUAUCUGGUGAGCUUCUCGGACGAUGAGAGGUCAAAUGGACGGUAUAGAAGCGUAAAGCCCCACAAUUGCUGGCAUUUGUGGCGCUGGAGGAGUGGACGAGCAACAUUCUGGAUGAAAGAAGGUCCGAAGAGGGAGAUGAACGUUUCAUGGGCCCUUUGGACGGUCAAUACAGGCCUUGCAGGGAAGGAAAAAGGAGGUACUUACGUUCGGAGGUCUUUGAGAGCCAUGUACGUCAUGUGGGAGUAUGUAGCGGCCGUCAUCUUGACUGUGAUGACUGGAGAGAAUUGUGUUCUUUCAGGGCAGCGGGUUUCAACGGGCGAGAUGGUUUGAAAAUGGAUCGCUUGUUCUCUGUUUCACGCAGGGUACAAACGAGGAGAGAAAAUGAAGUGCCAUCUCCUCCAUGGCGAUGGCUCGGCAAGGUCCUCACCAGAAGGUUAGGCAGUGAUAGUGGAGACAAAGAGAACCUUCUGCUUAGGUACACGUGUACCAUGGUUCUGGGACGCUCCUUGCGGAACCAAGGUUCGCGUUGU